AGGGUAGGUAGUCCACCUCCUCCUUCACGGGCUGUCCUGCGAUAACUUCAAAAUGGAUAGCAAGACGUCAGUUAUCCCUGUUGCGUGCGUUGUGUACAGAAGCUCGGGUUCAGGGACAGUAGUUGUCUUGUGGUUGCCUGGACCCUUCACCAUCGCCGAUGUGAGGUCCUCCCUGAAACGAAGUGCUGGGGUCAAUAGUAUGAAGGGAAUGGAUUUGUACCGAGUCGCUCAACCCUCUGUACCCAUUACGGCUACCAAGGUACUGGAUGGGGUAUUUAAAGACGACGCAUUCCGACGAGAAGGUGCCAUUAUACGCUUGGCCGACGAUUACGCAACAUUAUCGAGUGUCUUUCAGGGCAGCGUAGCUAACCAAGACGCCCAGGAUGCCGAUCUUUUGGUGAAUAUGAUUGCGGUUGUACUUGAUGAGCCUCGUCCUGAAAAUGACGCCGACGAAUAUGCGUCUGCCGCACCACCACCUGCAUACGACGAUCCUUCGCAUGUGUCCUCGUUCGAGACAUCGUCCUCUACCGCAUACGCCCCAAUUUCCUCGUCAUCGCAUCUAUCGACUUCAAUUCCACAACAGUUUCCCAUAGCUGGGGCUGCUCAUUUGUCAUCGCAACCCGGCCAAUAUGUGCAUGCACAUGCAUCUUACCAAGGAUUAUCAGAAGGUUCUACCAGCGUGCAAUCCGUUGAGACUCCCCACAGAGCAUCCUACGCACCUUCUCCAUCGCCGGUGCCUUUGCGUAUCCAGUCAGCCCAAGGAGCAUCAUACGCGCCUUCUCCAUCGCCGAUCCCUUUGCACGUGCAGCACAUGCAGUCAAGCCAGAGAUUUUCGCAGCUCUCCUCAAUAGCUUCACCGACUCCAUCAAACGUAGCCUCCAAUCGCUCUUCGUACGUUCCUUCGUCCAACUAUGAACUACGGGACGAGGUAACGGUCGUUGAGCCUGAGCGGGUAUUACCGGUUGUGGUACAGCCAAAUAUUCCACCAAAAGACACGUCUGCUGCAUAUGCAAUCAAAGAAGUCUCGCCCACCAAAUCAAACAAGAAGAAAAUUACGUUGAUAGCAGUUAUUCUGUUGCUUGUGGUGGCGAUAGCCCUACUAGUACCGGGACUCCUGGGCAAGUUCAGCAAGUCCUCAUCGGAAUCGAACGAUACCGCUCCGAAAAGUGGGCUAUUUAGCUUUGGAGCUGUAGAAGCAGUGGGCAUCGCGGAUGGGAUCGCUAAUGAAGAUUCAGCAUUCCUUAUGCUGAGUCAGGAUGAUAAGUGGCUGUUCUAUCCCUCAAAUAACGGACAGGUCAUCAGAGCCGACUCCGGAACCGGCAGUGUAGUCUAUACAUACUCGAGCGCCAACUGCACGAAGCCAGGAGAAUUCAACAUGUAUACGCCACCGGACUAUUCAACCUUCCUCUACACGUGCCAUGGAGCAGCGAAUCGGACGCAAGUCCUUCAGUUCAACAUUUUAACCGGUGCUUUACUUCGUACGUACAAUGCAAACGCAGAAACUGUCUCGGCUCCAACUUUUGCAUCCAGUGGAUUCCUGUAUGCAACAAUGUCACGUAUGGGUACCUUGGUUAAUGGAUCGCCAGGCUCCAUUACCGACAUCGUCAAAUGGUCUCCGAACAGUCCUGACGUCCGGAUCAUCUCUCCGCCAGCCAACUUGAGCGUUCUCGCGGACCAAGUAUAUUUUCCCCUCAGCGAUCCUCGGUACGGUUACAUUGGAGUAGACUAUGCCGGCGGUGUACCAGGCGUCCUACGUCUAGAUACGCAAACGGAUACGUUCUCUUGGGAUUACGUGUAUACCAGUCCAGAACCACACAUGGGGAUCAAGGGACUUGCCGUGACGCCCAAUGGACGCUACUUGUAUUCAACAGUGGGAACUAGCUCAGUUGUACAGUGGGAUAUUACUACCAAGCAGAUCAGACACUUCUUCAAUACGAACCACGGACGGAUUACCGGGAUGGGCACUUCACCCGACUCGAGUACCUUGAUCACUUUUGGUACCGAUUUUAUAUUCAGAGCUUGGAGCGUGGAAGAUGGGAAGCUUCUUGACAAAUAUGUUGUAGGAACAGGCGUGCUUGAUUAUAGCCUGACGUCUGACGGCCGGACCUUGUACAUGGUUACAGCCGAUAAGAAGAUUUCACGGGUGCAUUUGAAAGUCAAAGGGCAAUGAUCUGGAUUUGUUGUUUCGGUUUUGGAGGUGGAGAUAGAUAUAUGUAUAUAUUUAUCGGUCCGUUUGUGCAGCUGGUCUGUAGGAAACUAGAUGAGGGUCUGGCGAGAUUGACGGACAUUGUUGGCAGUUUUCAUAUUGUGCAAUUUUUAUCCUUAAAUAGAAACCAUGUUAGAGUUCUUUAAAUAUUUUGAAAGCAACUCAUCACACA
This is a messenger RNA of Spizellomyces punctatus DAOM BR117, 2378 nucleotides long. RefSeq lists its product as uncharacterized. NCBI's taxonomy places the organism in Eukaryota, Fungi, Chytridiomycota, Chytridiomycetes, Spizellomycetales, Spizellomycetaceae. Bases 53 to 2170 code for a protein of 705 amino acids. Gene Ontology annotation, molecular function: protein binding. The record is from RefSeq and is a predicted model, not a curated record. The transcript has a single exon.